Microthlaspi erraticum is the source of this 1287-nucleotide messenger RNA. Lineage: Eukaryota; Viridiplantae; Streptophyta; Magnoliopsida; Brassicales; Brassicaceae. The record is from the annotation of a GenBank genome assembly.
AUGGAUUCAGAUGAAUGGAAAAUCAUCCAUAUACCUGAUAAGCCUUCAUUCUCACCUGAGCAUCAGCCCAUUGUGAAGGUCUAUGCAAGUGUAAUCAAACCCAAAUUUGCCAAUACGUUAGUGAGACAUCUAUGUAAGAUUGCUCCUCUAGAAGAUCUUCGUCAUGUUAAAAGGGUGCGGAAGAAGAUACUUCCAGAUCAUGGUGAACCACAGUUGACUGUCAUAUUAUGCCUAGCCCCUGAGGGUGACAAUCAUUUGAACGAUUUGCCACAUGAUGUACAGAAACUCGUCGAUCCCUAUGAGUUGAGUCCUUUUAUUACAGAAGUAUGCAAAUAUGCUGCGGUAUCGAAAGAAGAAUGGGAAGAACAAUCUAAGAUAUGGCCAACUUCAUUUCAUCCUCCAACCUACAAUAUAGAUGGCAUUGGUGGAUUCAGUGAGGAGGAGACACAAUCAAUCUGCAAGUUCAUGAGACUUGCUAUUGAUCUGGCAGUAUCUAAUAAACCACUUGUGAAUGCUGCAGUGAUAGUUGAUCCUUCAGUUAGGCGGAUAAUAGCUAGUGAAACUGAUCAAGUGUACACAUCUUCUUCUCCUCGCGACAUGACUAGUGAGGAGACCAUUUUCUUCAAGGAAAGAGUGGAAGCUAACCACUGUCAGAGUAUUGACAGAGUGACUGACGACGCUAGCUCAGAGAUGUGCUUAAGUGGGAUACUUGAAAAACUGAAUAGUUCAUUGUCUACUGUUGCUUGUCUGAAUCCCUGGCAAUGGAGUGUGCAGCCAGAUGACAGUGAUAAGUGUACCCAAUGGCAUCCUCUAAGGCAUGCUUCCAUGGUUGCCAUCGAAUCUUCUUCUGCAAGGGAUAGGUUUCUGUUUCCCAAUUCAGUAGAGAGUUUUUGUCCGGAUCAUGCUCAACCCUCAAAUGCUGCUGAUUCUCCAGCUAAAAAGCAGAAAACAAGCAAUCACAGUCCAGAGACUCCAGACGUCCAAAAUGACAGGAAAGAAGAAGCUCAUUCAAUGGAGAGGCCCUACCUCUGCACUGGUUAUGACAUUUUCCUCCUAUGGGAGCCUUGUCCAAUGUGUGCUAUGGCGCUUGUGCAUCAAAGAGUAAAACGGAUUUUCUAUGCGUUUCCAAACCCCACUGCUGGCAGUCUCGGCAGCGUUCAUAGACUUCAAGGAGAAAAGAGUUUAAACCACCAUUAUGCAGUGUUCAGAGUUUUGCUGCCUGGUUAUGACCAUAAUGCACUUGACCAGAGUCAUAAUUGUAUUACAAGUACUGUUUAUGGAAGCUGA